AUGCAGUUCACCAUCGCCACCAUCAUUGCCUUCGCCGCCGCCGCCCAGGCCGGCCCCCUCGCUCGCCGCGACCAGUGCAACACCGCUCCCUCCGCGGCUGCCAACGCCGACGUCGCUCCCUUCUCCCAGCCCACUGCUGCCACCGCCGACGCCUGCCAGAAGCUCUGCGAGGCUGAUGCCUCUUGCCAGGCCUUCGUCUUCGGCCUCCCUGAGUCUGGCAACACUCCUCUCUGCUGGCUCUACAACGUUCCCGCCGCCCAGAUCCCCACCCAGUCCAACGCCAAUCUGAAGGUCUUCGACAAGGCCUGCACUGGUGUUCCCACCACCGCCCCUACCCAGGCCGACAACGGCUCCUCCAACAACGGCGCCGCCACCAACAACGGUGAUGCCAACGCCAACAACGGCCAGAACCAGGACCAGCCCAAGAAGCGCAACGUCUGCGGCGCCGCCCCCACCGGCCCUGCCACCAGCUCCCCCACUCCUCUCCUGACCCGCGAGGACAUCACCACCCAGGACGCCUGCCUUGCUCUCUGCAAGCAGACCUCUGGCUGCCAGGCUGUCGAGUUCGGCAAGCCCUCCGCCAACGAGCCCGUUGAGUGCCGCCUCUUCAACGUCCCCGCCUCCCAGCUCCCUGCCCCCACCGACGGCCAGACCUUCGUCGCCUUCGACACCGCUUGCUAA
Colletotrichum chrysophilum is the source of this 681-nucleotide messenger RNA. RefSeq lists its product as uncharacterized. The coding region runs from base 1 to 681 and encodes 226 amino acids. The record is from RefSeq and is a predicted model, not a curated record. The transcript is spliced from 2 exons. NCBI's taxonomy places the organism in Eukaryota, Fungi, Ascomycota, Sordariomycetes, Glomerellales, Glomerellaceae.